UUUUUUUUUUUUUUUGAGGCAAACUAAAAUUAUCUAACUUUCAACUAAAAUUAUCUAACUUUUUUUUUUUGAGGCAAACUAAAAUUAUCUAACUUGUUUAGUGUUUUUUUUUUCAUUUGUUCCUCUAUUGGAACUCGGAAGACAUGAUUUAAAGUGCCCAAAUAAAUAAAUAAAUAAAUAAAAUAAAAAAUAAAGUGAUACUCCGUACAAAAACAGUACGAAGUAUAAUUUUACAAACAAUCCCACAAAUUAAAAUUCCCCAUUACAUUUAUCUGCAAAUCAAUCUUCUUCGAUCUUGGAAAAGGGACUCCUUAUCUGCCCCUUCUCCUUUCUGGGUUAACAGGAAGGUAGUGUAUAAGAACCUACUGUGGACUGUGGUUAGUAAGAGAAAUGGAGGAUGUUGUGGAGCAACAGAAUCCAUCACUAGGUGAAGAUGGAGAGAGUGAUAUAGUAACUGAACAAGCUACCUUUGUCCAUGGAGCACCUCAUCAAGAUGAUAAUGGCCCCCCUAAAGUAGAUGCUGAAAUUGAGGUUCUUCAUGAGAAAGUUACCAAGCAAAUAAUCAAAGAAGGUCACGGUGAAAAACCAUCCAAAUAUUCCACAUGCUUUAUGCAUUACAGAGCAUGGACUGGGAGCACACAACACAAGUUUGAAGACACAUGGCAGGAGCAACGGCCAAUAGAGCUAAUUCUAGGAAAAGAGAAGAAAGAGAUGGAAGGUUUAGGAAUUGGUAUAUCAAACAUGAAGUCUGGAGAACGUGCCUUGUUACAUGUUGGUUGGGAGCUAGGCUAUGGAAAAGAAGGAAGCUUCUCCUUUCCAAAUGUUCCACCCAUGGCUGACAUUAUAUAUGAAGUUGAACUCAUUGGAUUUGAUGAAACCAAAGAAGGUAAACCACGUAGUGACAUGACAGUUGAGGAAAGGAUUGGUGCUGCAGACCGACGAAGAAUGGACGGAAAUGCUUUAUUUAAGGAGGAGAAACUGGAGGAGGCUAUGCAACAGUAUGAAAUGGCAAUAGCAUAUAUGGGAGAUGAUUUCAUGUUCCAGCUUUUUGGAAAGUACCGUGAUAUGGCUAUGGCUGUCAAGAAUCCUUGUCAUCUCAACAUGGCAGCAUGUUACAUUAAACUCAAGCAAUAUGAUGAUGCCAUAGUGCAAUGCAGCAUUGUCCUAGCUGAGGAUGAAAAUAAUGUCAAAGCACUGUACAGACGAGGAAAAGCAAGAGCAGAACUAGGGCAAACAGAUGCAGCUAGAGAAGAUUUGCUCAAAGCUCGUAAAUAUGCUCCGGAUGACAAAGCAAUUGCCAGAGAACUGCGGGUUCUUGCUGAACAUGAAAAAUCUGUCUAUAAGAAGCAGAAGGAGAUGUACAAAGGAAUGCUUGGACCAAGACCUGAACCCAGGCCCCAGCAAACUAGUUGGCUAGCUCUCUUUUGGCAGUGGCUGAUCUCAUUAUUCUAUAAAAUUUUCAAGCAGAAAACACAAAAAUCUGACUAGUUUAUUUAUCCUAUAUAGUGCCCAAAAUUGUGAUAAGCUAGAGUUAAAUAAAAAUCAAACUGAUGUAUAUACUGUAUAACUGUUUUUACUACAGAAAUGCUACAGGGAUAGUCAAUUAAUAAACCAUAAUAUGUUGUCCUAAUUUCUGAAGCUCAUAUCAUGCUAAUAGGACAGGACUAUUGUUAGAUUACUACAUGGACUAAUUUCAUAUUUGUACAAAAGGUGAUGAAUGAUUUACUUGCAUUAGAUUACUAGUUUACUA
This is a messenger RNA of Chenopodium quinoa (quinoa), 1750 nucleotides long. RefSeq names its product peptidyl-prolyl cis-trans isomerase FKBP42-like. The coding region runs from base 391 to 1488 and encodes 365 amino acids. Lineage: Eukaryota; Viridiplantae; Streptophyta; Magnoliopsida; Caryophyllales; Amaranthaceae. Gene Ontology annotation, molecular function: peptidyl-prolyl cis-trans isomerase activity; protein binding. The transcript has 8 exons. The record is from RefSeq and is a predicted model, not a curated record.